Molecule: messenger RNA, 988 nt
Organism: Rhodamnia argentea
Lineage: Eukaryota; Viridiplantae; Streptophyta; Magnoliopsida; Myrtales; Myrtaceae
Exons: 3
Coding region: 83-925 (280 amino acids)
Source: RefSeq, a predicted model, not a curated record
AAGUUGCGAUUUCACUUAUGGUCAAGCUUGCACUUACAGGAGGCACCAUCUUGAGUUUCCUCGAGGCACACUAGAGAGAAAAAUGGAGCCACUCUUCUUCUUGGACUCUCGUUUGAGGGAACUAACCAGAAGGCCAUUCCCAAGUUCCGAAAGUCCAUUCUUUCUGGAUUAUAUUACCGAUGCACCGCAAUCGGCACUGCGAUUAAUCAACUCUGAACUGAUUCACCUGCACCAUCAUCUUCCUCCUAACCCUUCAAGUGUUCCUACAAGCUUGGCCGAUGAUGAACCAAUGAUUUUGAUUCAAGAAUACCAGAGACGAUCACCACAUGUGCCACCGCCGUUGAUCAACUCUCAGUUGCUUCAACAUCAUCAAAUGCCGGCAUUUGAAAAUUCACUCUCUUCACGAGUCCCAGAUUAUGGCUAUGUACCACCUCCAUCGUUGCCGAGACACGGAACGAUCUUCACUGGACAAUACAUGGGACACUCGCUGGGUGAGCAAAGUAUAAUGCCUUCGAGUUGUAACUCCUGCCAAGUCACGACGGCCACCAGCCAUGGGCUCGAGGGAUACGAUUACAAUAACAACCCCAGCCCGAUGAACUUUGCUCAUCCGGGGAACAAUCAAGGCAUCGUCAAUCAAGACAUGGGGCAUCAUCUAGGAUUCGCUUCAUCAUCGAACGCUACGGGAAUGGAUGUGCAUUCGAGCUCAAGUUAUUGCCCCAUAACUUAUCGUAAUCAUCAAAGUGGCCAGGAAGGGCCGAUCUACCCGGAGCUAGGGUCUAACCAUUAUCGUAACCAUGAAGAUCAUCAGUACAUGGUGGGUUACAACACAGCCAAUUCCGUUCCAAAUGAACACAUGAAUGGAGAUGACGAGGUGAGGAUGGGGAGUUGUUUCUGGGGUGACAAGCCACCCCAUUUUAUGCCUUAGAAGAGGGUGGAGGGCAUUCACAUGACAUUGGUUUUCCUCCAUUUCACUUCUUGUUCUAUUGAA